Molecule: messenger RNA, 2041 nt
Organism: Scaptodrosophila lebanonensis
Lineage: Eukaryota; Metazoa; Arthropoda; Insecta; Diptera; Drosophilidae
Product: spermine oxidase-like
Exons: 2
Coding region: 71-1591 (506 amino acids)
Molecular function (GO): polyamine oxidase activity
Source: RefSeq, a predicted model, not a curated record
AUAAAUUAAAACAUUUAUGUACAUACAUAUUCCUACAUAGUUUUCGUUUUAGAAAAUUGUACUAACUGCCAUGAGUAGUCAGCAGCAAAAGAUUAUUGUCAUUGGGGCUGGGGCUUCGGGCAUUGCAUGCGCUACAAAGCUCCUGGAAUACGGGUUUCAAAAUGUACUCGUCGUAGAGGCGGAGCAGCGAAUUGGCGGUCGAAUACACACAAUACCUUUUGGCGAUAAUGUGAUCGAUCUGGGAGCCCAAUGGUGCCAUGGUGAACAGGACAACAUUGUUUACGAGUUGGCCAGCAAACACGAUUUGCUUGAGACCACAGGACCCGUGUAUGAAAACUAUCAGUGUGUGCGUUCCAACCGCGAGGUGGUACCAGAGCAUGUGGCCAACCGACUAAAGGCCAUUGUUAACGACAGUCUUGUGACGAGACAGCUGGAACUACGCAAUUGCAGCGGUUCACUUGGCAGCUAUUUGAGCAACAAGUUCUACGAGAUGUUGCGGAGGCCGGAGUACGCGGACAUCGAUGAGAGAAUAGCGAAGGAGUUCUUUGAGAACUAUCAGAAGUUCGAAAACUCUGUCGAGGCGUCCGACACUUUAGAUCAAGUGUCUGGUCGCGGCUAUCUGGAGUAUUGGGAAUGCGAGGGCGACAUACUUCUUAACUGGAAGGACACAGGAUUUGUAGAACUGUUAAGAGUACUCCUGCGUGCGCCUUCCUUCCCAGAACUCCCUCAGCUGGGUAGCCUAGAUGAACGUGUGCUGUUCGGCCGGCGCGUUACACAAAUCCAAUGGAAUCGCAACGAUUCUCGCGUAGAAGUGCUGUUUAGUAACGGGGAUAGUUGUCUUGCCGACCAUGUCGUUGUCACCGUCUCUUUGGGUGUGCUUAAGGAGCAGCACUGGCGCCUAUUCGAGCCAAAGCUGCCGGUAGAGAAGCAACGUGCCAUUGAAGGCUUAGCUUUCGGAACUGUCAACAAGAUUUUUGUCGAGUUUCCGCAACCAUUCUGGCCCGAAGAUUGGACGGGCUUUACAAUGCUGUGGCGAGAAGAGGACCUGCAGGACAUACGUGAUACAGAGCGCGCCUGGUUGGAAGAUGUGUUUGGCUUCUAUCGUGUCAGCUAUCAGCCCAAUGUUCUGGCUGGUUGGAUAAUCAAUGCGAAUGGCCGACAUAUGGAGACAUUGCCAGAGGAUGAAGUCCUGGCAGGUUGUACGUACCUCUUCCGUCGCUUUCUGCACUGGCAAAUACCUGAACCGAUAGGUUUUCGUACCUCCGCAUGGUAUUCAAACGAAAAUUUCCGCGGAUCCUAUUCCUACCGCUCCAUGGAAACAGAGCAGAUGGGCACCGGGGCACAUGAUUUAGCCCAGCCACUGACUGUGGUUACACCAACUCCUAGGACAGUCACACCUCCACAGGAGACCACUGAGCUUCCAUUGCUUCAGACCCGUUGUGACAAACCCAUUGUGCUGUUUGCUGGCGAGGCCUCCAGUCCGCACUAUUAUUCGACUGUGCAUGGCGCUGUGGAGGCCGGUUGGCGGGAAGCUAAACGGUUAGCAGACUUUUACGGCCUUCCACGCGCUGUGAAAAAGUCGCAACUUUAACAUUAGGUGGACUUUAAAUUCCUGACAGGCAUUUGAAGUCACGCAAUGCAAUACAUACCCGAUAUAUUUCUUUUUUUUUUUUUAAAUCGGUCUUCACUAGUUCGUAAUAACAAAGCUCAAAUUUUGUGGGACAAGAAAACAGCACCAUAUGAAAGAUCAUUUUAAUUCUGUUAUUGUUGAGUGUGAAGAGCAGUUGGGAAAACUUACAGCUUAAGUGGAAACUAUUGUCAGCCUGAUCAGCCAAUCGACUAUACGAUUCAUCGUAAUAGACUUCAAAACAUAUGACCAUAGAAUAUACUUGUAUGUAUACAAUUUAUUUACUAUAUUUAACGUUUAAAUUUUAUCUAUUUAAUAACGGACGAGUACGUGUGUAUGUAUGUAUGUAUGUAUAUAUGUAUGUAUGUGUUAAAAAGCUUUCAAAUAAAUCAGAACUGAUACUUAAACUAUGAA